Molecule: messenger RNA, 1077 nt
Organism: Prionailurus viverrinus (fishing cat)
Lineage: Eukaryota; Metazoa; Chordata; Mammalia; Carnivora; Felidae
Gene: GDAP1
Product: ganglioside induced differentiation associated protein 1
Exons: 6
Coding region: 1-1077 (358 amino acids)
Biological process (GO): mitochondrial fission; mitochondrial fusion
Cellular component (GO): mitochondrial outer membrane
Source: RefSeq, a predicted model, not a curated record
AUGGCUCGGAAGCAGGACGAGCAGAGAGGGGGCGCGCCCUUGAUGGCGGAAGGCAAGUCGGACGCGGAGGUUAGGCUCAUUCUGUACCACUGGACACAUUCUUUCAGCUCUCAAAAGGUGCGAUUGGUAAUUGCUGAAAAGGCAUUGAAGUGCGAGGAACAUGAUGUAAGUCUGCCCCUGAGUGAGCACAAUGAGCCUUGGUUUAUGCGUUUGAACUCAACUGGAGAAGUGCCUGUCCUUAUCCACGGGGAAAACAUUAUUUGUGAGGCCACUCAGAUCAUUGAUUAUCUUGAACAGACUUUCCUGGAUGAAAAAACACCCAGGUUAAUGCCUGAUAAAGGAAGCAUGUAUUAUCCACGGGUACAACAUUAUCGAGAACUUCUUGACUCAUUGCCAAUGGAUGCCUAUACACAUGGCUGCAUUUUACAUCCUGAGCUAACUGUGGACUCCAUGAUCCCAGCUUAUGCAACCACAAGGAUUCGCAGCCAAAUUGGUAACACAGAAUCUGAACUGAAAAAACUUGCUGAAGAAAACCCGGAUUUACAAGAGGCAUACAUCGCAAAACAGAAGCGACUUAAAUCAAAGCUUCUUGACCAUGACAAUGUCAAAUAUUUGAAGAAAAUUCUUGAUGAAUUGGAGAAAGUCUUGGAUCAGGUUGAAACUGAGUUGCAAAGAAGAAAUGAAGAAACUCCAGAAGAGGGCCGCCAGCCUUGGCUCUGCGGAGAAUCCUUCACCCUGGCAGACGUUUCACUCGCUGUCACAUUGCAUCGGCUGAAGUUCCUGGGGUUUGCGAGGAGAAACUGGGGAAAUGGAAAGCGACCAAACUUGGAAACCUAUUACGAACGUGUCUUGAAGAGAAAAACAUUUAACAAGGUUUUAGGACAUGUCAACAAUAUAUUAAUCUCUGCAGUGCUGCCAACAGCGUUCCGGGUGGCCAAGAAAAGGGCCCCAAAAGUUCUUGGCACCACCCUUGUGGUUGGUUUGCUCGCAGGAAUGGGAUAUUUUGCUUUUAUGCUUUUCAGAAAGAGACUUGGCAGCAUGAUAUUAGCACUUAGACCCAGACCAAAUUAUUUCUAG